AUGUCAGAAGAGUCUCAAUUCUGCAUUCAAGCGCCUUCAAUAUUGACAGAAGCACCUAUUCAAGUACCUAUAAUAGGCAGCUCACAUUAUUUUUCACUUACUCCUUUUCCUGUCAGCAAUCCAAAAGUUCCCACUUUAACUCAGCCUUUCCAGAAGAUAAACUUUACAAAAAUCAAUGAGAUAUGCGAUAUAUACCAUCCUUUUGAUCUCAAUGAGUUCAAUCAGACCCAAACAAUUUAUAGUCCAAAAUUAUCACAGAAAACAUAUCUAAUUUUACUAGAAAUCUCACAUAAAAUGGUUAACUCAGGAGCUGUUAAAGAGUUCUGCCAACGAAUGAGAGGCCUAGCUAAAACAAAAGCCUCAAUUUUGAUUACAAUUUUAGCUUAUGGCCAUAAUGUUUACGCGCCUAUCUUCAAAAAGGAUAGGAACUCGUUCUUCUUGUCAACGCUACCAGAUAUAUCCGAUAAUUGUCCAUUAAUUCCUGAAAUGGUCUAUUUUGAUCUGAAUAUUCAGAGCGAACUCUUUGAAAAAUACCUCGAUUUACUUGAAAACCUCGAACCAGAAACAAUGUCAUUCUCGUAUGGCUCGAUUAUUGAAUACUUUUUCGAUUUUAUCAAAGAUUUAAGAAAUCCAACACUUAUUAUCUCAUCAGAGACCUCAGAUGCAUCAGAUACCCAAAUAGAGCAAAUAAUAGAGAGCUGCAAGCAGCCACACGUCUCUUUUGAGCUUGCUUUGUUUGGAGACGUAAAUCUUCCAAAUAUUUCGAAGCUUGUUAAAGAAACAAACACACAUAUCAGAUACUACGGAUUUUCUCAAGUCCAACUCCUGUUUUUCGAUCUAAUUGACCUAAUUCAACUUCCUUAUGUCAGAUUUUGUUGUUUAUACGCGAUCGGCACCGAUUCCGUCCAUAUUUCUAAAUGUAUCGGUAACUACUGCACAUGUAUCGACAACAGAUACAUUUUUAACAAGUUAAUCGCGGGAGAUACGAUGCAUUUCUUUGUAGACAUAGAUAGAAACAAAGCGAAGAAGGUUCCACCCGAAAUACGCUUCGUUGUUCAAUAUUUUGACGCAAAUGUGGUCAGAUACAAAAGAAUAAUUCCAAUUAAAAUUAUUCCUUCAAAUGAUUCAUAUCAGAUCAGCAGAACGUUGAACAUGAACGCUAUUGUUGGAGCUGCUACAUCGAUAUUGGCAUUUAAGACCAUAAAUAAUGAACAAACCGAAGAAUUAAGAAAUAAUUUCGAAAUUUCACUGAAAUCGGAUUAUUUCAGGACAGUUUUAGAUCAAGGAACAUUCGAGAGACUCAAGAUUGCUGCCAAUGCCCUGAAAUUGGCAACAACUCAAGUUGGAGCUCACGAAAUUUUAUCUAGAACCGAUGAAGACAUUUUUGACUUAUUGUCUCCACUUUGUAUAUUCACAACAAACCCACAACAACGAACAAUUCUGUUUCCUGACGUUUUUAGGAACGGAUCCGUUGCAAUUCAGCAGAAAAGCCAAUACUUUUUAUGCUACGACGAACCAGGAACUCCAUCAACCGUAGAAAUAACAGACCAAAUGGGAAAAUGUCCUUAUCUCGAUGGUUGUAAGGAUCCAACGAGAGAUAGUAAUUAUCACUAUUGGUUGUUGGCUCAGGUUAUGAAUUAUGUUUUUUGA
Trichomonas vaginalis G3 is the source of this 1650-nucleotide messenger RNA. Its product is annotated as SEC24-related protein family. Bases 1 to 1650 code for a protein of 549 amino acids. The record is from RefSeq and is a predicted model, not a curated record. Lineage: Eukaryota; Parabasalia; Trichomonadida; Trichomonadidae. The transcript has a single exon.